AUGCCGAAAGCGAAAGCGAAAGCGAAGAAGGGAGUGACAACGAAGUUAGUUGAGCCGCCUCGGCCCUCAUCGCCCCUACCGGCACCGGAGUCACAUGUGUUGACUGAACAAGAGGAGCCGAGCUCCGAGGUCGACCUGCCUUCAGGAGCCUCGGUAUCAGGAAAUGAGCUACCCCCAGAAGCCGAUGAACCUGCCGCUAAAAAGAAGAAAAGGACGAUGAACGUGGCAAAGAACCCGCGAAAAGGGGUUGUCAACUUCACCGACGACCAAGAGAAGGAGCUUGGGGAGUGGCUCUUGACUAACCCCAUGUUUUAUGACAAGGGAUGCAAAACAUUCCGUGACUCAAGAAAAAAACAAUCUGCAAUUCAUGAUAAAUGCACAGAGAUGGGGAUCGACCCAGGGGCCUACAAAUCCUGGUACCACACAAUGAGAAGCGGGUUCGGCCGACUCACGAUGAAAGUUGGAUCCAGGGAAUCAACCACUCGAGAAAAGUGGAUCCUUGCCACUUUCUCCUUUUUGAAGUCCCACAUUGUCAGGCAUGAGUCCCGUCAGCUUGGUGUAGCAGUCAUCCUUUAUGUUAAAUAA
Messenger RNA from Priapulus caudatus, 585 nucleotides. RefSeq lists its product as uncharacterized. NCBI's taxonomy places the organism in Eukaryota, Metazoa, Priapulida, Priapulimorpha, Priapulimorphida, Priapulidae. The record is from RefSeq and is a predicted model, not a curated record. Bases 1 to 585 code for a protein of 194 amino acids. The transcript has 2 exons.